GAAAACUCUGAAUGUCUACCUACAUUCUCUCUCCUUUUAUCAGACAACGAAAUGCAGAAGAUGUCCAAAAGCUUGCCGUAAUUUAGCCCUUCACGUGCUACCGCGAAUCGCGUCAAUUUCGCGUCUCUCAAACCUUCUCCAUUUUCAUCUCAGCAACCUCUCCACGAACACCAAGCCCAGCCCACUUCCACCACCAAACCAGCUCCUCUACUCCCCACCCAUCGACCCCCCACAACCAAACAAAAUGGCAGAACCAACCCUCUCAACCCCCCGCAUAACCUCCCAAUACCUCGACACCUUCAUCUCGCGCACCAUCCGCCUCAUCGGCAAAGUAACGCAGCUCCGCGGCGAGACGGCCACCAUCGACAGCGAAGGCAACGUCACGGCGCUCUUGAACCGCGACGCGCACCUCACGGUCGGGAACGCGGUCGAGGUUGUGGGGAAGGUAAAUCAGGAUCUGAGUGUUAAGGUUUUGAGGGCUACGGAUUUGGGGAGAGAUGUGGAUUAUACGGCGAUCAGUGCGGUGGUUGAUGCUACGCAUCGGUAUAAGGAGAUUUUUUAUGCGGAGUGAGGGAUCGACUUAAGGGACUAUGGGAGAGGAUUGGAGUUAGGCUUUGCUGCUGGGAAGGGAUGACUGAAGAAUAGAGACUAGCUUCCAGCUACAACAUGAAGGACAUGAUUCGGUCUCUUAAGAAUUCUUGGCACGAUGAAUGAAUGCAUCACGAAUUACUAUAACGAAAAAGGCUCGUUUAAUUAUUGUGAUUCUUUUACAU
This is a messenger RNA of Mollisia scopiformis, 773 nucleotides long. RefSeq names its product replication factor A protein 3. The transcript has 2 exons. Gene Ontology annotation, molecular function: damaged DNA binding; single-stranded DNA binding. The record is from RefSeq and is a predicted model, not a curated record. NCBI's taxonomy places the organism in Eukaryota, Fungi, Ascomycota, Leotiomycetes, Helotiales, Mollisiaceae. Bases 245 to 571 code for a protein of 108 amino acids. Gene Ontology annotation, cellular component: site of double-strand break; DNA replication factor A complex; nucleus. Gene Ontology annotation, biological process: nucleotide-excision repair; mismatch repair; base-excision repair.